AUGGAUUCCGGCGACGCGUGGGGCCGCUCCUCCUCCACCUCCUCCUCCGCCGCCGCCGCGAGGCGCCUGCAGUCCCGCUACGAUCUGUACAUGGGGUUCGACGACGCGGACGCCGGCGGGGACGAGGUGGAGGCGCGCGGGGCGGAGGCAUACAACUGCCCCUUUUGCGGCGAGGACUUCGACUUCGUCGGGCUCUGCUGCCACAUCGACGACGAGCACGCCGUCGAGGCCAAGAGCGGGGUAUGCCCCAUCUGUGCUACAAGGGUUGGGACGGACUUAAUAGGCCACUUGACAAUGCAGCAUGGAAGUUACUUCAAGAUGCAGCGCAGGCGCAGAGUCCGAAAAGUAUCUUCUGGGUCCCAUUCUUUGCUGUCUUUGUUGAGAAAGGAUUUAAGAGACGGCAGUUUGCAGUCCUUUCUUGGUGGAUCAUCCUAUGUAUCUAAUCCUCCCGCUGCCGCCCCUGAUCCAUUUUUGCAAUCUUUAAUUUGUAGUUUGCCUGUGGCUGAACCAUCGAAAGAUUUUCGUUCCGACUCAUCUGACAAAACAUUUUUGCUAAAUAAAUUCCCAGAUGAAAAGAUCGUAGAGAGAGCUGAAACAUCUCUGUCCAAGAAGGAUCAGAAAGAGCGGGCUCAAAGGAGUGCGUUUGCCCGUGGGCUUGUGCUUUCCACAAUAUUUGAUGAUGAUACCAUGUAA
Messenger RNA from Triticum turgidum subsp. durum (durum wheat), 693 nucleotides. Lineage: Eukaryota; Viridiplantae; Streptophyta; Magnoliopsida; Poales; Poaceae. The record is from the annotation of a GenBank genome assembly.